UGGUCAUACGCGUAAACCCUCUUCGCUAGAUUCUUCAGUAAGGCCACGAGAAAAUGAGUGCGAGGCGUUCGCCCAGACUAUCUCCGGGAAAGGUAAUGACCGCCACCGAACCAGUAGCAGGCGGUGGUGGUCAUGGCGCUCGCGGGCCGCCGAACGCCAAGCGGCAGAGACGCGCUACCGCACCCGAGGCCGCGGCUAACGGCGGCGCUCGUGCCGCAAGCCAAGAGGGGAAGAAGCCGGAGAAGGAAGAGGAGAACGGACCCUCGGCCUACGAGCUGCAGAGGCUCGCCAAGAUGAAAGAAAACGCGAUGAUGAUGGCGUCUCUGGGCCUCGGCGGCGCCAAGGAUAGCAUGCGCAAGGCUGUCAACAGCGACGCGGCCCAGAGGGCGAAGGCGCGGGGCCUAGGGCCCCGGCCGAACAAGGUCUAUCCUGCCAGAAGCAGGGAAUCUGCACGCGUGCGAGGCAAAACGCCAGAGGGUUUGCCGAUGGAGGACCCGGAAGAGGCGUUCAAUCGUAGGAGGCAGGGCUUCGACGGUCAGGGAACGACUGCGGCUGCGGCGGCGGCGGCGGCGGCGGCAUCGCCUAGGUCGCCUCGCAUUGAGGGAGACGUUUCUAUGGAGGAAACCAACGGCACCCUGGACGGGACUGUGCGCCUGAGACAGGCGGGUCAUUGUAUCGCCUGCUUUCUUCUCACGCCGAAGGCCCGGGAAAGGGCGGUUACCUCGGCUAGCGCCGCUCGUUGCUCGAAGUGCACGAUGCCUGUUUGUGCGUUGUCGCGGCGCAAGUCGGACGCCGACGAGUGCGGCGUAAAUCCUAGCAAGGCGGACGAAGUGGGGAACGUGGGACUGUGGACCGUGGAUGAGACCGACGAUAACGACGCAGCGCACGGGGUGUUCCAGUUCAAGCCUCACACCGGCGCAGUGCCCCGCAUGACUUUCGACCCGUUGGACGGCAACAAGAUGCUUUCCACGUCCUAUGACGGGACUGUGAGAAGGAUGGACGUAGAGAAGGGUGCCUUCGAACAGGGGUGA
Messenger RNA from Ectocarpus sp. CCAP 1310/34, 1031 nucleotides. Lineage: Eukaryota; Phaeophyceae; Ectocarpales; Ectocarpaceae. The record is from the annotation of a GenBank genome assembly.